Molecule: messenger RNA, 1562 nt
Organism: Gastrolobium bilobum
Lineage: Eukaryota; Viridiplantae; Streptophyta; Magnoliopsida; Fabales; Fabaceae
Product: protein TIFY 8-like
Exons: 6
Coding region: 120-1403 (427 amino acids)
Biological process (GO): regulation of jasmonic acid mediated signaling pathway; response to wounding; regulation of defense response
Cellular component (GO): nucleus
Source: RefSeq, a predicted model, not a curated record
UUCUCUUUCUUUUCAGACCCUUUUCUAGAGAUCAGUGUUCUGUUCUCACACACACACUCUCUCUCUCUUCAGUGUGGAGUAGAACUAUAAUCAUCCAUGAAGAGUGAGAUGUGUAUGCUAUGGCCCUGCUGAGAAUGGCUCAGCUUAACAAUGCCAACAACAAUAACAACAGUGGGAUCCAACAACAAAUAGUGAACCCUGUGUUCCAUGAUUUUCUAGGCAUGAAGAAGAACCCCAAUGACUCCAAUGUCCUUUUGGCCCCUAAAACCACCCAUCUCCAUGUUAGGCCCCCUUCCCCUUCUUCCACCACCGUGUCCCGUGGCGGUGGCCCCUUCUCAACCACCUCCGACAUUGGUUCCGAAAGACAGGUAGGGAAUCAUCUUGAGGGAGUUCCAUUCUAUGGUCCGAGGAGUGAUUUUUCUGGCGCUGAGAUAGGUAAUAGACUAGUGGGAAACAAGAGAAGUAAUUCUGAUUCCACCUUUAUGGGUUCCUCCAGAGAUGCCUUUCAAAUGGGCCCUGAUUCCCUUCAAAACUCACAUUUGAUGAAGAUACUCCGAAAUGCAGCUGGAGGGGAGCGCCUUAGAAGGUCCAAUGAUGAUGAAGUGUUUCUUGGUAUACAGUCACUGAAGCCAACUUCUGGUUCUCAGAUAUUUCAGCCUCCCUCCAACACUAAGAUUGAUGCCAGUAAAUGGGAGCAAUCUAUUCUCAUGAAUGUUGGCCCUUGCAUGCAGCAUCCACCUCACGGUGCCCAAUUAACACCUUUUGUUCAUCAAAUAACCUCAAACAAAAUGAGGGAUACCAAUGCCGGUCCUUCAUUUAUCUCUCAGUCAGCUGCUGAUGAAGGAUCUAGAACUGGAAUCAAGGGCCCUGGCAUUUUGAGUUCUAUAAACACAACCAAUGCUGCCACUGAGAAAACUUCAUCUGCAGUGCUGCUUGGUGGCAGCCGACCGAAACCUAUGACUAAUAUAGUAGACCCAGAAUCUUCCACAUCUCCAAGUUCACAUGGGUUAACAUCUUCCAGCUGUCAGAUGACUAUUUUUUAUGGUGGUCAAGCUCAUGUGUUUGAUGAUGUCCAGCCUAAUAAGGCAGAUGUUAUUAUGGCUUUAGCUGGGUCAAAUGGUGGAUCUUGGUCCACAACAUUCUCACCCAAAUCUGCUGUAAAGCUAUUUCAUGAUAGUAACUUUCUAAUUGGAGAAAAUGAAACAGUUAUAGCUAGUAACGUGGCACCCCCACAAGAUCUUCAUGGGAGAUUGUCUAUGACCACCAGUUCUAGACAUGCCAUUCGACCAGGUGAUCGAGUAACUACUCCAACAGGGGCACAUCAGGGAAACAUUUUAGCUAAAGAGAUUAGAAAUCCGGUGCAAGCAACAAAUCCCAGCUCUGAAGACAAAAGAGCACAAUGAUAGAGUUUAAGUUUAGAAUGUUUUCUAUUCCUAUAAAUUAGAAUGCUUAACAGCUUUCCCUUAAUCUGAUCUUUCAUUUUAUUUUAUUUUUGGUUAUUUUGUCUCUUUAUUGUGGCGGGUAGGAGUAGGAUAAUUAUUUAAAGAGGCCUAAUGUAUAUU